This is a messenger RNA of Bombyx mori (domestic silkworm), 3489 nucleotides long. RefSeq names its product inositol-trisphosphate 3-kinase B (gene IP3K2). The transcript is spliced from 6 exons. Gene Ontology annotation, molecular function: inositol tetrakisphosphate kinase activity; inositol-1,4,5-trisphosphate 3-kinase activity. Gene Ontology annotation, cellular component: cytoplasm; nucleus. Bases 1500 to 2966 code for a protein of 488 amino acids. Gene Ontology annotation, biological process: inositol phosphate biosynthetic process. The record is from RefSeq and is a predicted model, not a curated record. Lineage: Eukaryota; Metazoa; Arthropoda; Insecta; Lepidoptera; Bombycidae.
CAAUAUUCUUUGUACCGAAUAAAUGGUAAUUGUGCUUAAGAAAAUGUAUUUUAAUUUGUUGCCAACAACAUUCUAUUAGUAUGGCCUAAAAUUAUUAUUUGAAAAGAAAACGAUACUUUGAGAACCCUAUUAGUGCCGGGUUUUUUCAAAUCACUCGAUAAAUUGAACCUUUUUUGAAUACACUUUAAAGGCAUUUUUUUGUUGCCAUUGUAAACAGACGUUCAUAUCUCCCACCUAGUAGUAAGCGGUUUGUGUCACUCUCGGACCUUAGUAAGAGGCAAGGCCAAGACUCUAUGAUCUACUCCAAGCUGUUUUGAUUUAAUAAAAGCAAAAUAAUUAUUCGUUAGCAUUUUAUUUCUCAAUAGUGUUGCGUAGAAUACUGUUGUAUGAUUGAUAGAGAGGGACCUAGGCGAUAAUAAGAAUUGAUUUUAGAAUCGAUCGAUCGAUUGUAAGUUGAAUACCGAUUAUUUUGAAGUAUCUGCUGUAUGAUUUCUUCGUGGCGGAACAAGUUACAACGAUGGAACUGGCUGUGCAAGCCCGUUACGAUUCACCGCCAGUAUAUUUUUUAUAAAUCGCCUAAAUGACUUAGAUCAUUAAGCUAGUCUCCUACUAAUCAAUUUAAUGAGGACAUUGAACACGAAAACCGGAGACAUUAAUUGCACGAGUAAUCUUUGACGUCAUUGCGAGGUAUUCCGAAAAUGUUGAUACGUGCGGUUGCAUUCUAGUCACGAAGUCGAUGUCUAGUGAUUUCUAAAUGGCCACCAUCCGGGACUAUCACCUGCAUAUCGGCGGCCUAGCUGUCGUAGCAGUUCCGUGACACCAAGCGCCCGGUGUGCGAGUUUUUUAACGUUGUCGAUAGCGUGGAAGUUAAUCCAAUUUUGUAUGCAGUUGGAACAGCGCCCUUUUUUUAUUGCUUAGAUGAGUGGAAGAGCUCACAGCCCACCUGGUGUUAAGUGGUUACUGGAGCCCAUAGACAUCUACAACUUAAAUGCGCCACGCACCUUGAGAUACAAGUUCUAAGGUCUCAGUAUAAUGACAACGGCUGCCCCGCCUUUCAAAUCGAAACGCAUUACUGCUUCACGGCUGAAAUAGGCAGGGAGGUGGUACCCACCCGUGCGGACUCACAAGAGGUCCUACCACCAGUGAUUACGCAAAUUAUAAUUUUGCGGGUUUGAUUUUUAUUACACGAUUACACAUUGCCCCUUACGGCAAACGUACGCAAACGAUCCUAUUUCAUACAAAAAUAUGAGCUAACUUUUACGUUAUCGAGAACGUUAAAAAACUCGCACUAACCAAGCACACACGGACCGUUUAGAAGCGUCCGUUCGCCGACGUGAACGCGACCCGACUUCUCACUCCUCAGUCCUCAGUUCCUCAGUACGCAGCACGCCGGCUCGUAAGACACCCGUACACGUCGCCACGUAAACGAACUCAACGUGACCCUCGUAAAAUGUUAUCAACAACGCGGCUCGACUCGGUAACGUGUCAAGUGAUUUAAAAUGCCCGAGUGUACGGAACAGUUCGCGUUCACGAUUCCUGUAAUACGUUACACGAUGGAAGACGACAGGCCGGCCGAGGAAAGGCAGGCGAUCACCAAGAAGAUGUCCCUGUUGACGCCGGUGAAGAUCGAGACACCGGACAGCGGGAGACGGUCUUCCGAGCCAACGAAGUAUUACAUUCCUCCGCAGUGCAAUAACAGACUUUCUCCUAGAAGUGCGCGGCGAAGGGACUCUAAGAGCAACUCUAAGAGUGGCGCGAAAGAGGAAUCUCCCACCAAAGAGACUAUGGGACCAAAGCCGUGUAAUUGUGAGGAGUGCAGGGCGUCGAGUCCUCUACCCCCUGGCUACGGGCCGCAAACUCUAUCGCCUGGUUAUGACCAGAUGAAGAUUUCUUUGCUGGACGUCCCUUGGAAUGAGGAUUACACGGAGGCAUCGAGCGAUGAUCUCAGUUCGGAAUGGGAUUCGGAUGUACCAGAACCAGCUCCUGCUCCAACAUACAAGCAAUCAGAACGUUGGAGAAAACUACGCAACAUCGUGCAAUGGACGCCGUUCUUCCAAACGUACAAGAAGCAGAGGUAUCCCUGGGUCCAGUUAGCUGGCCAUCAAGGAAAUUUCAAAGCGGGACCUGACCAAGGGACUAUCCUGAAGAAACUGAGCCCGCAAGAAGAAAAAUGUUUUGAGUUGCUGAUGAAGGAUAUCCUCCGGCCAUUUGUACCUGAAUUCAAGGGUCAAGUUACAUGUGAAGAUGGAGAACUGUACCUACAAUUACAAGACCUGUUGAGCGAUUUCGAUAGUCCCUGUGUGAUGGAUUGCAAGAUAGGAGUCAGGACGUAUUUAGAAGAAGAAUUAGCCAAAGCGAAAGAAAAAACUAAAUUAAGAAAAGAUAUGUAUGAAAAGAUGAUCCAAAUAGACCCAAAAGCACCUUCAGAAGAAGAGCACAGAAGUAAAGGAGUCACGAAGCCAAGGUACAUGAUCUGGAGGGAGACUAUCAGCUCUACCUCAACUUUAGGCUUCAGGAUAGACGGGGUGAAGAAAGCUGAUGGAACAAGUUCUAAAGACUUCAAAACCACGAAGACGAGACAGCAAAUAGCUGAAGCCUUCAAGGACUUUACAAGUAGUUGUCCAAAUGCUGCGGUGAGAUACUUAGAAAGGCUAAGAAGCAUUCGAGCAACACUGACUGAAUCUCAUUUCUUCAGAACACACGAACUGAUCGGGAGUUCGUUGUUGUUCGUUCAUGACAAAAGGAAAGCUUCCAUUUGGAUGAUAGAUUUCGCAAAGACUGUUCCUGUACCAGAAAACGUUAGCAUUGAUCACAACACAACUUGGAAGGUCGGGAAUCACGAAGACGGCUACCUCAUUGGCCUGGACAAUUUGAUAACAAUAUUUGAAUCUCUCGUCAAAGAUGACAACGGUAACAUUGAAGUUGAAAGAAUAGAGAAUAUAAGACAGGAUAGUUUUGAUACUUGAAGUGAUAUGACGCGAGAGGUUACUCUCAUGAUAUACGACAAUCUCAACACUGGCGUGUUGCCGUAACGCAGUAAGACUGCGAUGUAUAGAUCUGAGAUGCAUUAUUGUUUUAAGAGUUUGACGCCGUGCCUACCUAUAGUUUAACUGUAAAUAUUUGUGUAUGAAUACAUUUUUGUGUUAAUUAUAAUCUUGAAAUACUCAUAAAUAAUUUUUAAGUUACAGCACCACCAAUAGUUUUAAUUCCAUCCGAUUAACUGAAUAUAUUCAUUAACCUAAAUAUAUAUUUUUUUAAAUUACACGUACACUAUGUUCUUAUUGUAUUGUCGAAUUUGUAUUAAUUGUCAGAUCUCGAUAGAUCUGCGCUAUCGACGGAACUGAUAAAAAACCUAAUUUUAAAUAGGUAUUUAUUUCUUGUAAAUACACUAUAUUAGUGUGAGGACUAUUUAUUGAUUUUAUAUUUGUAAGACACUAUCCGUAUAAUGUACAAAAAUAUGGUACUAAAUAAAUAUGUUGAACAAUUUUA